Molecule: messenger RNA, 1385 nt
Organism: Schistocerca serialis cubense
Lineage: Eukaryota; Metazoa; Arthropoda; Insecta; Orthoptera; Acrididae
Exons: 8
Coding region: 164-1138 (324 amino acids)
Source: RefSeq, a predicted model, not a curated record
CUCCCGCUCCGUCUGCCGCCUCCGGCUGCGCCUGCGGCUGUUCGCGCUGCCGCCGCCUGACGCGCUCGGCCGCUGCCGCCGCGGACACCUGCGCGUCGGUCGCUGCCAGCUCUGCGGCUGCAGGUCCGGAACGGAACUCGUCGUCCCGUUCACAGGCGACAGCAUGGAGAUUGUCCUUUCGCUCCCUGGCGAUGAACUGCUGGAUGACCCGAAGUACAGCGGAUUCGUUAUAGAGGUGCUGCAGGAAGGAAGAAACCGGUGGAAGAGAGCGGAGAAAGAAUGGUACGCCUUGGGAAGCUACGGUCUCUGGAAACCAUACUACAGUCCUGAGGCUGCCACGGGAGCGCUAACCAAAUGGAGCGGUCACAGGGUGCGGUUUGAUGAACGAUGUGGAGCUGAAGACGACUGGCUCCUUUGGGCGUCAAAGUCAGAUUGCGAGGCUCGUCGAUGUACCAGCAUCACUUCCGGCGUCGUCAACAGCAGCGUCAUCGCCUCCCCGGGUUACCCGCGCUACUUCCAGCCAGGCAUCGACAACUGUUACCGAUUUUCACUUAGCAAUGAAUCCUGUGAAAUUGAAUUUACUAUGGAAGACUUCGAUUUGCCUUCGAGUCCCAGCUGCACGGAAGGCUACGUGCAAACAGAAGAGGGAGGUCAGAGAUACUGUGGAACUUCGCUGCUAUCAAAGACAUGGACGUCGACGGCUGCGUCAGUGACGCUGUCUGUGACGAGCAAGACGUUCGCCCCCGCCGGCCAUCGCGGCUUCAGCCUGCGCUACCGCCAGCUGCCGUGCUGUGGGGGCGUAAUCAGCAACAGCACCUUCCAGCUGUCCAGUAGCGUUCUGCCUACUGGGCGCAACUACUCCUGUUCCUGGACCGUGAUGCCCGCCACUCAGGACUCAUGUGAGCUGCAGGUGGACCUUGACGAGUUGCGCCUGCCGUGUGGACAAGCUGAGCUGAGACUGGGCACUGUAAAACUGUGCGGGGACCGCUCCGAGGAGUCCGUGAGACUACAACUGGGAGCCGAAGGUGUGCCUGUGACGUUCUGGCGGAACGCCACGGCGGACGGUGCCGUCUUCAACAUCACUGGUCGACAGGCCGAGGACUGCGACCCAUUCGAACUGGACGUCCCUCUGCAGUGACGAAGUGGUGUGGCAUCUAAUCCGGCUUCGCUUCUGUAGUUGCAUACGUUGUGAAUGAAACUCGUUACAUCAGAUCUGUAAGAGCUAUUGUAAAUUAUUUAUAAUUGGUAAGACUUGUUUGAGCAGAAAACUGACUUCACCUGUGUUGUAUAUCGCAUAGUGGUAAUGAUUCAAAGUGAAAGAAAUCUAAUUUUUGUAAAAAUUAUGAAAGUAAAUACAAAUAAAUGUUAUAACUUUACUCAAUAAA